Molecule: messenger RNA, 2918 nt
Organism: Propithecus coquereli (Coquerel's sifaka)
Lineage: Eukaryota; Metazoa; Chordata; Mammalia; Primates; Indriidae
Gene: AOC2
Product: amine oxidase, copper containing 2 (retina-specific)
Exons: 4
Coding region: 139-2427 (762 amino acids)
Biological process (GO): response to antibiotic; amine metabolic process
Cellular component (GO): Golgi apparatus; early endosome; plasma membrane
Molecular function (GO): primary methylamine oxidase activity; quinone binding; copper ion binding
Source: RefSeq, a predicted model, not a curated record
UAGCAGAACCGCCCAGAGACAGAUCCUCCGGAGGCUAAGAAAGGAAUCCUGCGCCCAGGUCCUAUCUGUUUACUUUUCUGUCUGUCUCCCACCUGCAUUCAGGAUCCAGAGCCUGAGGACAGACCAGGAGCUUUAGCUAUGGCCAUUUUCAUUACAUUGUCCCUAUUUAGUGUCCUGGUGACAGGCAUGGCCGAAGGUGGAGCUGGGAGUGAGAAAGGAGUUGAGAGGGACUGUAACCCAGGCCUGACUCCCCCCUGUCCCUCUGUAUCUCCCAGUGCCCAGCCCGGGUCACACCCUGGCCAGAGCCAGCUGUUUGCAGACCUGAGCCGAGAGGAGCUGACGGCCGUGAUGAACUUUCUGACCCAGCGGCUGGGGCCUGGGCUGGUGGAUGCAGCCCAGGCCCAGCCCUCAGACAACUGUGUCUUCACAGUGGAGCUGCAGCUGCCCCCCAAGGCUGCGGCCCUGGCCCACCUGGACAGGGGGAAGGCCCCACCUGCCCGGGAGGCACUGGCCAUCGUCUUCUUUGGUGGACAACCCCAGCCCAACGUGAGUGAGCUGGUGGUGGGGCCGCUGCCUCACCCCUCCUACAUGCGGGACGUGACCGUGGAGCGUCAUGGAGGCCCCCUGCCCUAUCACCGACGCCCCGUGCUGGCCCGAGAGUACCUGGACAUAGACCAGAUGAUCUUCGACAGAGAGCUGCCCCAGGCGGCUGGUCUCCUCCACCACUGUUGCUUCUACAAACGCCAAGGAAGGAAUCUGGUGACAAUGACCACAGCCCCACGUGGUCUGCAGUCAGGGGACCGGGCAACCUGGUUUGGCCUCUACUACAACAUUUCAGGGGCUGGGUUUUUCCUGCACCCUGUGGGGUUGGAGCUGCUGGUAGACCACAAGGCCCUGGACCCUGCCCACUGGACCAUCCAGAAGGUGUUCUAUCAAGGCCGCUACUAUGAGAGUCUGGCCCAGCUGGAGGACCAGUUUGAGGCCGGCCUGGUGAAUGCGGUGUUGAUCCCAGACAAUGGCACAGGUGGGUCCUGGUCCCUGAAGCCCCAGGUGCCCCCAGGUCCGGCUCCCCCUCUGCAGUUCCAUCCCCAGGGCCCCCGCUUCAGUGUCCAGGGGCGUCGAGUGGCCUCCUCAUUGUGGACUUUCUCCUUUGGCCUUGGAGCUUUCAGUGGCCCAAGGAUCUUUGACGUCCGCUUCCAGGGAGAACGGCUGGCUUAUGAGAUCAGCCUUCAAGAGGCCUUGGCCAUCUAUGGGGGCAAUUCUCCUUCUGCUCUACGAAGCCGGUACACAGAUGGUGGCUUUGGCCUGGGCCACUUCUCUACGCCUCUGACCCGUGGGGUGGACUGCCCCUACCUGGCCACCUAUGUGGACUGGCACUUCCUUUUGGAGUCCCAAGCCCCCAAGACACUGCACGAUGCCUUUUGUGUGUUUGAACAGAACCAGGGCCUCCCCCUGAGGAGACACCACUCAGAUUUACACUCCCACUAUUUUGGGGGCCUUGCAGAGACAGUGCUGGUCAUCAGAUCUGUGUCUACUAUGCUCAACUACGACUAUGUGUGGGAUAUGGUCUUCCACCCCAAUGGGGCCGUAGAAGUCAGACUCCAUGCCACGGGCUACAUCAGCUCAACAUUCCUCUUUGGUGCUGGCCGGAGAUAUGGGAACCAAGUUGGGCAGCACACAUUGGGCACGGUCCACACGCACAGUGCACACUUCAAGGUGGAUCUGGAUGUAGCAGGACAGGAGAACUGGGUCUGGGCCGAGGACAUGGCCUUUGUUCCCACGGCUGUGCCCUGGAGCCCCGAGCACCAGAUACAGAGGUUGCAGGUGACCCGGAAGCUGCUGCAGACAGAGGACCAGGCCUCCUUCCCCAUGGGAGGGGCCAUCCCUCGCUACCUGUACCUGGCCAGCAACCACAGCAACAAGUGGGGUCACCCGCGGGGCUACCGCAUCCAGAUGCUCAGCUUUGCCGGGGAGCCGCUGCCCCAGAACAGCUCCGUGGAGAGAGCCCUCAGCUGGGGGAGGUACCAGCUGGCUGUGACCCAGCGGAAAGAGGAGGAGCCCAGUAGCACCAGCAUCUACAAUCUGAAUGACCCUUGGACACCCACUGUGGACUUCACUGACUUCAUCAACAAUGAGACCGUUGCAGGGCGGGACUUGGUGGCCUGGGUGACAGCUGGAUUUCUGCACAUCCCACACUCAGAGGACAUUCCCAACACGGUGACUGUGGGCAACGGCGUGGGCUUCUUCCUCCGACCCUACAACUUCUUUGAUGAGGACCCCUCCUUUUCCUCCGCUGACUCCAUCUACUUCCAGGGGGACCAGGAUGCUGGGGCCUGUGAGGUCAAUCCCUUGGCUUGCCUGCCGCAGGCUGCUGCCUGUGCCCCCGACCUUCCUGCCUUCUCCCACGGGGGCUUCUGUCACAGCUAGGUGGUCCCUGGGUUGGGGAAUCUGGCCAAGGGCUCCAGGGCAGACUGAGAGGGGUAGGAGCAGCUGGGCACUGGGUGGGCAGCCUGGUUCCCUCUUCUCCUUCCUCCCACCCCUGAUGUCUGUCCAUCCCCCUGGGCCUUGAGGUCCCCUCUCUUCCGUUGCCCUCCCUUGAACCCCACCUUGGAGCCAGGAGCAUCCUGAGCCUGUGAUGCCUGACACAGGGGCACUCAGGUUCCUGGCUCCCAGCUGUGCUGAGUCCCCGUCCCAGAGAGGGGAGGACGGCCUGGCCAGGAGCCUGGGGGCAUGGCCAGGCUUUUCCCCAGAUGACUCCUAUUUUUAGACUCCUAUUGUUAGAAAAAAAAUUUUCUAACAAUUUUUUUUUAAAAAAGAGACAUAAUUUACAUACCAUAAAAUGUACCUUUUAAAGUGCACACUCUAAUGAUUUUAGUAUAUUCACAAAGUUGUGCAACCAUUGCCACUAAUUCCAGAAC